This is a messenger RNA of Colletotrichum godetiae, 465 nucleotides long. RefSeq lists its product as uncharacterized. The record is from RefSeq and is a predicted model, not a curated record. Lineage: Eukaryota; Fungi; Ascomycota; Sordariomycetes; Glomerellales; Glomerellaceae. The annotation marks the transcript as partial. The transcript has a single exon.
AUGCCGCCCUCCGACUCGGACAAUUUCGACUUUGAUGCCCCCGAAGUCAUUGCGGUUCGUGAAGAUGAGGGACAAUCACCUGAAGUGAUUGAGCAGUGCUUUCAACUGCGCGUCCGAUAUACUUCCGUUGGCUUCGUCUCUUUUCGUCUUUUGCCAGUCCCUUACAGCAUGCCGACAAAAACCACGGCUUGGCUACAGAUCAGAGCGAACUGCAUAGAGUCGUUGGACAAAAUGCUUUACGACAAAGCCAACACCGACAGCCCAAGCCCACCUUAUCUCGAAGCUGUCCGCCGGCGGCUCAAUGGCAUGCAAUCGGUAACCCGUCUUCAAUUUCAAUUGCACAGGGACGGUCACAUCGACCUUAUCACACCAGUCGAUUCCGAUGCCGAAGACAUACUCGGCGAACCUGUCUUGAAAAUAGGGGCAUCACUCAUGUCCCUUGCAACAGCUUCGCGCUUUUCCAUG